This is a messenger RNA of Anopheles arabiensis, 7417 nucleotides long. RefSeq names its product MAP kinase-activating death domain protein (gene Rab3-GEF). Bases 103 to 6291 code for a protein of 2062 amino acids. The record is from RefSeq and is a predicted model, not a curated record. Gene Ontology annotation, cellular component: cytosol. The transcript has 17 exons. Gene Ontology annotation, biological process: regulation of Rab protein signal transduction; regulation of apoptotic process. Lineage: Eukaryota; Metazoa; Arthropoda; Insecta; Diptera; Culicidae. Gene Ontology annotation, molecular function: guanyl-nucleotide exchange factor activity.
GCGGGAAGCGUCUAGCUUUGCCGUAUAUUAGCGGGUGGAGGCGGUGGUGAGUAGCUUCCUUUUUCUGCAACACGUCAGCGGCAGCGGCAACAGCGCGUCACGAUGGCAGAACAGCAGCAACGUGACUCGCUCUGCCCACGGUUGAUUGAUUACCUGGCAAUCGUUGGGGCGCGCACGACGGUCGUCGCACGUUCCGGAACUAGCAACGCUGCCCCAGCACCCGGUUCGGGCAGCCAAUCAUCCGUGCAGCUACCAGAGCUGUUGCGACGGUACCCACCGAUGGACCACGAUGACUUCCCUCUGCCGCUGGACAUGGUGUACUUCUGCCAGCCGGAAGGAUGCGUCAGUGUUGGCUCCCGGCGUACCGGGUCCGCCAUCCGGGACACGACCUCCUUCGUGUUUACGCUCACCGACAAAGACUCGGGCAAGACGCGGUACGGCAUCUGCGUGAACUUCUACCGUCCGAUCGAGAAGUCGUUGCCGCGCGUGAGUGUCGGGGCCGGUACGGCCGCUGGCAAGCAACCCCCGAACUCCUCCCUGCGCCGCGAGUCCUGGCGCAAGAGUAUGGAGAAAAGCUCCGAUUCGGCUUUUUCGAGUGACUAUCGCAGCAGCAACAUUGCGCCGAGCGACUCUUCCGACCGGGACUGUCCCAGCCGGCGGGAUUCCGAUCCGCCGAACGCAGGCAACAACUACACCGCCACCCAUCAGUCGCUGCUGGGCGUGGUCGGACCGUCCGGCGACUCGGAGUCCGGCGGCAGCCAUUCGCCGUCGCCGCGCGCCUCGCGCAAGCGGUCGAAGAUCCGCAACCAUUCGCUGACCUCGCUCUGCAUCCUGUCGCAUCAUCCAUUCUUGACGAUCUUCCGCGAGUGUCUGUUCAUUCUCAAGCGGCUGAUCGACGCGUGCAACGAUUCCUGCAGCCCGAAGCGGGUCGGUGCCGCCCGACCGUCCGUGCGCGACAGCGUCUGGAACGUGCUGACCAACCAGGCCUCGGAGUCGACCAGCUCGGUGAUACUGCACGAUGUGCAGGAGAUUGAGACCUGGAUCCUGCGGCUGCUGUCCGCGCCGGUCCCUGUGCCUGGGUCGACGCGCGUCGAGGUAGACGUACUGUCCGCUGCGCUCUACCAGCCGCUGGUCUUUGCGCUGCCGGAUCACACCCGAUUCACGCUGGUGGACUUUCCGCUGCAUCUGCCGCUCGAGCUGCUCGGUGUCGAUACGUGCCUGCGGGUGCUGACGCUCAUACUGCUCGAGCACAAAGUAAUCAUACAGUCCCGCAACUAUAACGCGCUCUCGAUGUCCGUGAUGGCGUUCGUGCAUUUGAUCUAUCCGCUGGAGUACAUGUUCCCGGUCAUUCCACUGCUGCCGACCUGUAUGGGUAGUGCCGAGCAGUUGCUGCUCGCGCCUACACCGUACAUUAUCGGCCUGCCGGCAACCUUUCUGAUGUACAAGAAGAACUUUCGAUUGCCGGACGACAUUUGGCUGGUUGAUUUGGACUCGAACAAGCUAACACCGGCGUCCGGUGAUAUGGAAGCAAUACCAAUGUUACCUGAGCCGGAAGGUGGUAUACUGAAAAAUCACUUGAAACAGGCCCUCAACUCCAUGACAUCGGGUAGUCAAACGUCCUCGCUGCCUGUCCGUCAGCAAGCCACGGGCAACGGUCGCGAUAGCUUCAGCAGCUCGAACGCCACCACUGGGCUAGCGCUGCAGGCGCCCCAAGCGUCUGCAUCGCACGGUUCGAAUCACGGUGGUGCCUCGUCGAACGCCGCCAUGCCCAUGACUGGACUCUCCAGUUCAACAGCCGCCUCCCAACAACCAAGCCCCGUGGGACAGCCGUCGACCGUAAAUCCGCUCAUCUUCGGUGCCGACGUCGACUCGGUAGACGUGGCGACACGCGUUGCGAUGGUGCGCUUCUUUAACUCGCAAAACACACUCGCAAACUUCACCGAGCAUACGCGGAUUCUGCGGCUGUACCCGCGACCGGUUGUCGCCUUCCAGAUCAACAGCUUCCUGCGGUCACGGCCCCGCACGUCCGCCUUUCUCAACCGCUUCGCUCGCACCCAGGCCGUGGAGUGGCUGGCCGAGUGGUCGCUAACGCCCUCGAACGUGGCGUUUCUGCGCGUGCAGACAGGCGUGCUAGACCCGGCGCAGGUCGGCGAUAAGCCGAAAUGGUACGCCCACACGCUCAACCCGAUCCGCUUCCAGGUGUGGGACGAGGGCAGCACGCUGAGCGUGGCACUGAAGCGCAUGCUGCGUCUCGAGAAUCAGCCCACCGAUGAGAGUGGUUCCGAUUCGGACGGUGCGGACAGUACCAGCUCGUCCUACUCGUCGCUGAGCGACUUUGUGUCCGAGAUCGUAUCAUCGGACCUGUCGCCGAGCCUGCACGAGGUGUACGCCAACCAGCACCAUCAUCACGUCGCGCCGAAGAACCUGUCGUCCAACCUGGAUCCGCGUCUGGUGUAUCGGCCGCCGAGCUCGCUGCGCUUUCCGGAAGGUAUGCAGCCGCAGCCGAGAGAACCGAGCGGCACGGAGCAGGUAGACUCGGCCGAGUCGACCUCGUCGAGCCAGUCCGAUCUCAGCUCGCCCAGCUUCAACCGUGACUCGGAGUUUGAAUUCAACCCGAAGACCCGCAACGAGGUGCAUCUGGUCGUGAAGCCGGAGCGCGAGCACGGCAGCUUCGAGAACGAGUCGGACUCCAACUCCACCACCACGCCAAAGACGAUCGUAUCGAAGGACAGUGGUGGGUCGCACGAGGCCGUCACGGGCGUGAAGCGCACCGGGAAGCUGUCCAAGAUUCCUCCACCCAUAUCGCCGAACUUUGCGCGCCAGCAGAGCGGGGCGAACUUGCUGGCACGCACGUCAAGCUCUGGCUCUACCGGGUCCGGCAGCCAUCCGCCGUCGCUUGGAUCUGCCGGAUCGCAGCGCCAGAGCUCGCAGGGCUCCCUGUUCGAGGUGCUGACGACGCAGGCGAAGGAACUGGUUAGGGAGACGACCCGUCAGAGCAGCCAGGAUGGGCUCCUGGCACAGAUGGAUAAGUUCAAAGUGCAGGCCAAGGAAAUAGAAGAAGAUCUCAAGAUUCUAGCUCCUCUCGAGCAGCUUACGUUGCAGGCUAAGAAGGCCGCAGAGGAGGCGUCGAAGCAAGCGCUCGAAGCGUCCAAGCAGGCGGCUGGCGUUAGCAAGAACACCAUUGAAGAUCUGACCUAUGUCGGCAAAUCUACCAUCGGUGAUCUCACCAAAUCGGCCAAGGAGGUAGCGGCCAAGAAAGGGCUGCUGCAGCAAGGUACCGGUCCGUACACUGGACCACAAUCGCUGAAUUCUCCGACCACAAACACGGUAGCGACCACCAACCAGUCGCUGUUUUCAUCGAUCACCAGCGACUUCAACGGUAUCGCCCAGUCAACAUCAUCAAUGUUUUCCGAUCUGUUCGGGGGCAAGCAGAAACACCAGCAGCAACAGCAGCAUCACCAGCAGCACCACCAGCAGCACCAACAACAGCAGGGAGGCGAUUCACAUCGUGGGACCAGCAUGCUGCAGCAACAGCAGCUCAAAAUGAAGGAAAAAUUAUCGUUCGAUCCAUUUCCCGGCCGCAAGGGUCUGGUGGAGCGAAACCCGCUGAUCAAGCACUCUGGCCCAAAGCAAACGAAGGAGGAAAUGCAGCGAAUACAGAACGCCGAACGAUCGACGAGUAACUCGGAAAAUCAAACCUUUCUAAAGGAUCUGGUUAACCAGGUCCUAGCCGGGGAGGGCGUUGGAUGGCUGAAGCUGAACCGGCUCAAGAAACUGAUGGAGGACGAAUCGUAUCGUAUGUUGGUGCUGGGCAAGCUCAACAGGACGCUAGAGCGAAAGAUUGGCCCAGACGACCAUAUCGACGACGUGUGCAUAUCGAAAGCAGUGUACAAAGGAACGCUCAAGUGUUUGUUGGCGAUAACGCACGGACUGGAGCACACGAUAGGUAACUUUGGUCUCGGCGGGAUGGCGUCCGUGUUUCAAAUGAUGGAAAUCGCUCACACGCACUACUGGAGCAAGGAUUUAAGUGAAGGUGCGGGUUCCGAGAUGUCUGCCAGCUUGCUGUCCAGCCAGAGCGUAAGUCCGAUGGGCAGUCGGGAGAACCUAAGGUCACCCCAAAGCCCCACGGAGCUGUCGGAUUGGAUGCUGGGCGGCUCUCGCAAAAGCUCCAGUGCCAACAACGACCAUAUCGCCCUCUCGCGUCACCCAUCGGAGAACGAGCAGGAGAAUCAAUCUACGUCGGAAAUGUUCAAGGACAUGCUGUCCCUGAAACGGAAUGUGUUGUUCAACAAGCUGACAUCCUUUGAGUCGGAGGGUAGCAUUGCGAUGCAAGAUUCAUCUGGGACAUUAUCUGUCGCUAGUGACGUUUUGCCGCAACAGCAAUCCGGUGACUUUUUGGCUACCUCUAUCUCUUGCCGUUCGACGGUGUCGGAUACCGAGUAUGAGAAAUUUCCGAAAAGCUCCACCCUGAAGGACGCAAAAAAGAUGGCGGGCGGUAUAUUUUCCGGCAAGUCAUCACUAAGUGCGGGCUUUCGCUACACUGGCGGCAGCCUAAUUCCGUCGUCCGGAUCGCCUUCGCCGGAUGCGCCCCGGGUGUAUCUGUUCGAGGGGCUGCUAGGUAAGGAUCGGUCCAGCAUCUGGGACCAGAUGCAGUUCUGGGAAGACGCGUUCCUGGACGCGGUCAGCCAGGAGCGGGACAUGAUCGGCAUGGAUCAGGGUCCGGGCGAGAUGAUGGAGCGCUACAAGGCGCUGUCGGAGUCGGAGCGCAAGCGGCUCGAGCACGAUGAGGACCGGCUGCUGUCCACGAUGCUGUACAAUCUGACAGCAAUUCUGGUAAUGCUGAAUGUGCACAAGCUGGAAAUCAAGAAGAAAGUACGCCGACUGCUAGGCAAGAGCCACAUAGGGUUCAUUUACUCGCAGGAGGUGAACCUGCUGCUCGAUCAGAUUAAUAAUCUGCAUGGUAACGACAUCGAUCUGAAGCCGCUGGGAUCCCGUUUGCUGCACCGGCAAAGCUUCACCGUACACCAGGGCAUCGAUGCGAGUGGAUCGCUCCGCUUCAUUGAAGUGCGUGACGACGGACUGGUGCUGCGUUCGGUGAACGGUAGCAUCACCGAGCGAUGGUGGUUCGAGCGGCUAGUCAACAUGACCUACUCGCCGAAAACGAAGGUGCUGUGCCUGUGGCAGCGUAACGGGGGCCAAACGCAGCUGCACAAGUACUACACGCGCAAGUGCAAGGAGCUGUACAACUGCAUCAAGGAGUCGAUGGAACGCAGCGGCUGCGCCGGCCAGGCCCCCGAGCUGGGCGGUGAGUUCCCGGUGCAGGACAUGACGACCGGCGAGGGCGGUCUGCUCCAGGUGUGCCUUGAGGGCGUCGGACUGUUGUUUGCGAACAGCAAGGAUUUUGAGUUCUUCAUCCGGCUUAAUCAUAUACGGAAGUGCUUCACACAGAAAGGCGGCGUGUUCAUUCUGGAGGAGUACAAUCCCAAAACAAGACUUAUUAUUCAACGAAAAUACAAAUCCGCCAUGGCCGACCAGAUAUGCUACGCCGUGCUGUGUGUUUUCUCGUACAUUGCGGCCGGCCAGGAGCAGACCAAGCAGCAGCAGGGUGCAGCGGUGAAAGGUGCAGGGACUGCGGGACCACAGCACGUACCGGUACCGACCAUGCAGCUAUCGCCCUCCUCCAAACCGUCGCAAUCGCAACACCAACAGCCGCCGCAGCCGCAACAGCAGCAGCAGCAGCACCAGUCGCAGAAAAUUCAACAGACGCAUCUUCCACAGCAAAGCUCGCCCAAGCUCAAGACGGUCGUUGGCAAACCGAUCAGCCCUAAGCAGUCGGCACCAACGAUCCAGCCACCGGCGGCAGCGCAUGCUGCGGCUCCAUCACCGGCCCCAAUGCAGGCACAACCGCAACCGGCCCAAACGCUUCCCAAGAGCACACCGCCCACGCCGCAGCCCGAGCCGGCCAGCCUGGACCGCGUGAAACCGCCCACGGUGCCGGCCCGUCCGAAGGUCGCCUCGGCCGGCUCCGUGACCAGCAGUCCGCCGGCAACCAAGGCACCGGUCCUGGUGUCGAACCGUGGCCCCCCGCCUGCCAUACCGCCCCGCACCAGCCUGUCGCAGCGUUCCGACUCGGUGUGCAGUGCGUCCGGCCACCAGCAACCGCUGCAGCGCCAGUACUCCGCCAUCGAGCCGUCCUCGUCCGGGCGCUCGGCGGCCGCCAAACCGUUCCCGUUCCGCUCGCUGCAGAAGCAGUCGACGGAUGCUGGCGGUAGCAAGGCGGGACAGGAGUAGGCUAAGCGCGGACGGCUAGCAGAUGUCUAGGAAAUGGGAAAGGAAAAUGGGCGCUUUUGAGCGCGCGUACCACUAUAACACAACGAUCGAACGCUAGCCAGGAUGAGGAUUCAAUGAGGUUCGCUAAAUGUCAAACUAGAGAAGAGUAGAAACAGAGAGAGAGAGAGAGCGAGAGAGAAACAAUAGAUGAAGGAAGUGUUAUCCACUGGACAUGGAGUAUCAAAUAGCAUAGUUCAAUCAAUAAUUAGCAACAGAUGUAUAGACCCCAAAACACGACACAUGGGUAUUGCGUGCUGUUAAAAGUAAGCUUUAAAUGCCACACCCCUGCGGGUAGGAUGCAACGAGCGGGUCUCGCUUCUAGGUGUUUCAGUUCCGUCGAUUUGCCUGUUUGCUGUGUUUUGUCUGUGGCAGUGCUGUAAACCGUUAUUGUGUUAAUGUUGUCCGCCCUGGGUUUUUCGUUCCUACUGUGAGAUGCUUUCCCUGUGCACAAAUCGUUAUUUAUAGAUCUAUAUACAUAUAUUAACAAGAUUGGUAUGCUCGGUCUCGAGCAGGACACAUCCGCUGAUAGUGUGAUAACAAAGACAUACAAUGUACGAAAGUAGGAAUAGACGAGUACUGCCAGAGUUCGAGCCGCCUCGGUCGGCUGUAAAUACCACAGGGCGGGCACAAUGUAAGCCAUGUGCAGCCGAUCGAAAGCAUCGAAAGAACCCCAACGUCGCAUCAGUCGUUGGCGCUUACGUUUAAGUUGACCCUUUAAGCUUUAACACUACACAUAUAAAUAUACACAUAUAUAUCACGAAUGGCGGCACACAACAGCAAGCACCCGCUCUCUAUAUUACACUAUUUUACAUUGUUGAAGCAUGUUAGACGAAGUGUCAGCCGUGUGCAGCAGUUACACCCCCGCCCACCACCAGUUUCCCCCGAAUUCUAGUGUAGUUCCGCCAGUGUGAUAGCAACCUAUACGCGUUAGCGACCACAAGAGCAAUACAAACUUUCUAGAGCAAACAGAUGAAGCAACAAAACAAAACAAAACAAAAACGAGACACCGGGAAGGUAAAAAAGUGUAAAAUUAGCGCAUCAAAUAUAUAUAUAGAUAUGGCGACGCGUACACCUGUCACCAACAACA